AUGCGUUCAAUGAAGGACAGGUUUCUCUUGAUUUUCUAUCGUGAUGUUAUCCUUCUUCUUCUAACAUGGCAUUGUGGAGGUCAGUUUCAGAUUAUUGGUCCAACUCAACCAUUGGUUGCAAUUACAGGGGAUGACAUCAUUUUACCAUGCCAGCUAGAUCCAGCUAGGGAUGCUGUUGACUUGACUGUGGAAUGGUCUAGACGUGACCUUAAACCAAGAUUUGUCCACUUAAAGCGGGACGAUGCGGAGCUCGUGACUCAGAAUACUUUAUACUCCAGAAGAACAUCACUGUCUGUCAACAAACUGAAAUGCGGUGACAUUUCAUUGAAACUCUCCAAAGUGCAAGUCUCUGAUGCAGGAAUGUAUAAAUGCCUUGUUCCUGAAAUUGGUGCAGAAACUGGGAUGGAGCUCGUUGUUGGUUCUGUUUCUUCUGUAGUCAUGGAAAUAUCCAAAGUCAAAAAUGAAAUCUUCUUUAAAUGCAAAUCUAACGGCUGGUAUCCAGAGCCUCACGUGUUUUGGCUGAACAGUCAGGGAAACCAAAUCACAGCUGAAUCUACAAACACACUGUGA
Molecule: messenger RNA, 570 nt
Organism: Pundamilia nyererei
Lineage: Eukaryota; Metazoa; Chordata; Actinopteri; Cichliformes; Cichlidae
Product: butyrophilin-like protein 2
Exons: 4
Coding region: 1-570 (189 amino acids)
Biological process (GO): regulation of cytokine production; T cell receptor signaling pathway
Cellular component (GO): external side of plasma membrane
Molecular function (GO): signaling receptor binding
Source: RefSeq, a predicted model, not a curated record